CUGUGCGGCAAAACGAGACUUGACUUUUAUCGUGGUUCAUCACGUAUCUCUGCACAUACAACACCUCCGUUACCGAAUCAAGUGUUCUCUAGUAAGACCGACUUGACCAGAUCAACAAGGAUUAAAGCAAUAUCUUUGCUCCUCAGCUAGGAAUCAACUGUUGUCAACAUGGCUAUCAUGCAGAGAUGCUGCUGUUUUGACAAUGUCCGCUCUGGGUCCAUUGCAUCAGGAAUAUACACCCUGAUCUAUGCGGCUGUGACAUUGGCCCUUGCAGCUAUUUUGCUGUCACUUUCCUGGAGCUUAGUUGUCUCCGGCGUGCAAGAGGUGAGCAGCGUCUUCAUUAUACUCAUCUUGGUGGUGUUGCUGUGUGUACUGAUACUGAUUUCUUCCAUACUGCUCCUUGUUGGCGUUUCAAAGGACCAGCGUGGAUAUCUGUUUCCAUACAUGAUUGUUAUGCCGAUACUCAUUCUGCUUCACGUAGCUUACUGCAUACUGUGCAUCAUUGGGGCGGCCGAGAUUGGUUCGGAGGGCCAGGGAUACUCGCCAUACCAAAGGAGCGCGGUGGACGGUAGUAUUGCUUUCUUGAUGAUUCAACUCGCCAUUUGUGUCCUGUUCACUGUGAUGGAUGUGGUUUGCUUCCUGUGCGUGGUGUCUCAGUACCAGGAGCUGAGAGAUGGGCGUGGCCGUCAACAGGACAUUGUAGUCAGGGCCACCCUGAUCACCACUACUGCCCCUGGCUUUGGGGGCGCUGUGGUCGUGACCCAGCAAGGUGGCGUCCCACCGCAGAAUUAUGCCAUGCAGCAGGGCUACGCACCCCAGCAGCGCGACGCACCCCAGCAAGGCUUCGGCUACGCACCCAUGCAGGAAGACUUCGGGCCCGCACAGGGUUACCCCGCCCAACAGCAGUACCCGCAGGCGAUUUAGGCUUUUGCUGCACAUGCUGAUCGGUCACGGUCAAUCGCCAGGUUUUCCUGCAUCCUAUUCAAACCAAACAAGGUUUUUUCGGCUUUGUUAAACGAUAUUUUCGGCUUUGUUAAACGAUAUUUACUAUGUCUUGCAUUUUAAAGAGUUUAGGCCUAAUGCAGUUGACUUGUGUGUAUAUACUUUGUUGCGGUUUUUAUCAGCUUUUGAUUUCUUAUAAAGGUUUACAACCCCUAAAAUGUAAUGAAGCUUUCGAGAUUUAAAGGCAAAUUGAUAGUUUUGAAAAUUGAUCGAUUGCCAUCAAUAACUCCCCAACUUUGACAAGAGUGUGAAACUGACAUUAAUAUUCUCACAGAUAUGUUAGCUUUACGAACUAUUAAACAACUUGUGAUCAUUUACAUAAACAAAAAUGUUGGAUUUGUUUGCGCGAAACGAUAAUAGUACUGUAGCAAUAGGCAUAACCUCCAUAAUGUAACGGUCUGUCACAUGAGUAUCAUGUAAACAUGUCAAUGUGGUCAAUUUUCCAAAACGGCAUCCAAGCGAAGCAUAUUAUUAACGUAACCCCAAUAUACAGGGUGAGUCAAAAAUAACGAAACCCAAAUGUCGGGACCAUUGUUUUAGUGACGUUCUGCAUG
Molecule: messenger RNA, 1556 nt
Organism: Patiria miniata (bat star)
Lineage: Eukaryota; Metazoa; Echinodermata; Asteroidea; Valvatida; Asterinidae
Exons: 7
Coding region: 169-924 (251 amino acids)
Source: RefSeq, a predicted model, not a curated record